AAACGACAUUAGUAUAGUAGUUUCGCAACCGUGAAUUCCGCGAUCCAAAUAAACCCUUAUUGAGAUUCUCUUCGCUAGUAGCAGCGACACACACAAAGAGAAAAUCAAAAUCAGAGCUUUCUUCAAUUCAAUUCAAUGGAGAAAGGAAAGGCUGCGAUCGGAUCAUCCGGAAGAAGGUGGGCCGUUGAUUUCUCCGAUAAUUCCACUACUCGCGAUAUUCUCGAUCCUCCCGGCUUCUCACGCGCUUCCCUCGAUCAAGACGAUUCAACUCUUAGUCGCCAAAAGAAGGAUGCUGAAUCCAGUUGGAAAUCUCAGAAAGCCUGGGAAGUUGCACAAGCCCCUUUUAAGAAUUUGUUGAUGAUGGGGUUCAUGAUGUGGAUGGCUGGUAACACUGUUCACUUGUUUAGCAUUGGGAUUACUUUCUCGGCUCUUUGGCAACCCAUCAGUGCCUUACAAACUGUUGGAAAGAUGUUUGAACCUUAUAAAGACGCCAAAGUGGAUCUUCUUGGGCCUAAGUUGUUAUUCAUUGCCCUUAAUUUGGGAGGCAUGGCUCUAGGUGUUUGGAAGCUCAAUUCAUUGGGACUGCUUCCAACUCACACAUCAGAUUGGGUGUCGUCCCUAGCACCUGCUCAGGAGGUGGAAUACUCAGGUGGUGGUUUAAAUUUUGGUUGAUGCUCUAGUUCUUACUUUUUUGGUGGCUUCACUUGAGGAAAUUAAGGAUUCAACGCUGUUAGAAUGUUGUAACGGUCUCAAAGGACCUCAUGAGGCAUGACUUGUUUCUUAAUUAUGAUAAAUGUUACGAAUGCGUGCUGUCACCAAUAUUAGACCGGGUUUGUAGUGGACUAAAGUGCUUUGAAUAACAUUUCUAUUUGUAUUUAGUAUUAUAGUAUUUGCACAUUAUAUAUCUCUAUAUCUCUUCUGCAAAUCUGAUGUAAAGGAAAAUGGCAUACUAGAAUCUCCCUUGCAAUGAAGCAUCUAAACUUUUGAUUUCUUUUAAA
Messenger RNA from Vicia villosa (hairy vetch), 998 nucleotides. RefSeq lists its product as uncharacterized. Gene Ontology annotation, biological process: protein folding in endoplasmic reticulum. Gene Ontology annotation, cellular component: EMC complex. Lineage: Eukaryota; Viridiplantae; Streptophyta; Magnoliopsida; Fabales; Fabaceae. The transcript is spliced from 5 exons. Bases 136 to 672 code for a protein of 178 amino acids. The record is from RefSeq and is a predicted model, not a curated record.